UUUUAUAUAUCUGGCAACCAAGUUGGAGAAAAAUCUCUGCUUUCUCACUACUCACACAUGGACAGAUGUGCAGAGUGACUUCAGGAGUGUGUGAGAGAGUGUGAGAGAGUGAGAGCGUGUGUGUGAGAGUGUGUGAGAGAGUGUGUGAGUGUUAGCCCGGUUCUUUCUCGCUUGUUUGCUCCGUCAUGUCCCGCUCGAGGCUGAUCCUGAGUGCGGUGCUCGCGCUGUGGGCGUGCGGCUCGUGCAGCCCGGGGCCGGUGGAGGAUGUGCGCGUGGACCCGUACUCACGGCCGAAGCGCUGCAUCAGAGAGGUGAAGAGAGGAGACCUGGUGAGGUAUCACUACAACGCCACGUUUACUGACGGGAAACAGUUCGACUCCAGUUACGACAGAGGCACAGCGUUCUUCGUGAAGGUCGGUGACGGACGUCAGCUUGCCGGAGUGGACAAAGGCAUCGUGGGAAUGUGUGUGAACGAGCGCAGGAAGAUCACCGUCCCACCACACCUGGCUUAUGGCAGUCAGGGAGCAGGUGACACCAUUCCUGCUGACUCGACUCUGGUGUUUGAUCUUGUCCUACUCGAUAUCUUCAACAUGGCCGACCGUGUAAAGACGCAGGUGAUCAAGACGCCGCAGAACUGCACGCGCUCUGUCACGAGGACCGAUUUCGUCCGCUUCCACUUCAAUGGAAGUCUACUAGACGGCACGCCGUUUGACUCCAGUUACGAUCGCUCUCAGACGCAGGACAAUUUAAUCGGAGAUGGCUGGUUGAUUAAAGGACUGGAUGAAGGGCUGUUAGGGAUGUGUGUGGGGGAGAUCAGAAACUUCGUCAUCCCUCCAUUCCUGGCCUUCGGAGAGAAAGGAUACGGGAAAGAGAUCCCGCCUCACGCCACGGUGGUGUACGACAUCCUGCUCGUGGACCUGCACAACCCUAAAGACGACAUCAGCGUGGAGGUUCGGGAAAUCCCCGAGCCCUGUACGCGCAAAUCUAUAGCGGGAGACUACGUCCGCUACCACUACAACGGCACCUUCCUCGACGGAGCCGCCUUCGACAGCAGUUACGAGCAUAACAGUACGUACAACACGUACAUCGGGCUGGGCUACGUGAUCUCGGGCAUGGAUAAAGGGCUGCAGGGCGUGUGUAUGGGCGAGAGGAGGAGGAUCACCAUGCCGCCUCACCUGGCGUACGGACAAGAAGGAGCAGGUAAAGAAAUCCCCGCCUCGGCCGUGCUGGUGUUCGAUAUCCACGUGAUCGACUUCCACAACCCGAAAGACUCGGUACAGGUGGACGUGACCUUCAGACCCGAGGUGUGUAACGAGACCAGCCAAGUUAACGACUACAUCCAGUAUCACUACAACUGCACGCUGAUGGAUGGUACACUGCUCUUCACGUCGCGUGAUUACAGCGUUCCUCAGGACGUGCUGUUAGGAGGAGAUAAAGUGAUCGACGGUCUGGAUGAAGGUCUGAGAGGGAUGUGUGUGGGUGAGAGGAGGACCAUCGUCAUCCCGCCGCACCUGGGACAUGGAGAGAAAGGAGCGGGAAGUGUUCCAGGCAGCGCUGUGCUGCGCUUCGAGCUCGAGCUCGUCUCCAUACAGAAAGGCGUUCCUGAAGGUUACCUGUUUGUUUGGCUGGACGAGACGCCCGGGGCGAUUUUCAAUGCUUUGGACAUAAAUCAGGAUAAAGAAGUUCCACUGGAGGAGUUCUCAGAGUUCAUCAAGCGUCAAGUGGCAGAGGGUAAAGGUCGCCUGAAACCAGCUCGGGAUCCCGAGAGCGUCAUCGGAGACAUGUUUAAAAACCAGGACAGGAACGGGGACGGACGGAUUACGGCCGACGAGCUGAAACUCAAAGCGGAGGAAGACGCUGAGAAAGCUCUGCACGAAGAGCUGUGAGAGAGAGAGUCUCUGGGUUAUAAAUACAGCCAGAAAUUCUAUUCACACACACACACACACACACACACACACGUGUGCAUUAAACCAAUUCCUCUCGGAGACGAAAACCAAUCAGGAUUUUGUCUUUUUUUCUAAAAACAAAAAAUAUCAGCGCAUCUAAAGUGUACUUGCACUGUUUUUUUUUUUAAUGUAUUAUUUGUAUUUUGUAAACAAGAAAAUAAUGUGGCCUUCGUUCUCCAUUCCGUACACAUGGAAAGAUGUGACAGACGUUAUUUUAUUAUUAUUUUAUUUUCCAUUUUGUACUAAAGCUGUUUGGUGUGAACUGGGAAAUGUUCCUUUGUAUAAACUGUGCAGGUUUCUGUUGCAAAACAAGUUCAAUAAAUAAAUAAA
Molecule: messenger RNA, 2276 nt
Organism: Ictalurus furcatus (blue catfish)
Lineage: Eukaryota; Metazoa; Chordata; Actinopteri; Siluriformes; Ictaluridae
Gene: fkbp10b
Product: FKBP prolyl isomerase 10b
Exons: 10
Coding region: 186-1886 (566 amino acids)
Molecular function (GO): peptidyl-prolyl cis-trans isomerase activity; calcium ion binding
Source: RefSeq, a predicted model, not a curated record